GCUAUGUUAUGCAUACUAGGAAAGCGAAACUAGAUUAUAAGUUAUGAGACGGGUUAAACGGCGGUUGUUCGUGUUUACAGCAACAGCUCAUUUGCAACGUUUGGACUCACUAACGUUAACCGAUGGAGAAGUGUCCAACUCAGAUUCCAAGAUUUACUACGCCAACCAGCUAAGAUAAUUACUUGAAGGCAAUUUUACAACACACGGAAUGGCGAAGACAAGGCCACCUCCGCUUUAUAUACCAAAAUUCGAAACAGCCGCCCCAAAUAAUAAGGAUAGAUAUAAUGACCACCAGCAAAAUACAAUGAGUCGUAAACUGCGGUUCGACCGUCAAUACGUAGAAGAGACCGGACACCGUCGAGUGAAUUACGGGCGUGAAAAAGUUCUACAACAAAAAACGAUGUACCAAACCCAUGGGACUGACAACGUACACGAACACAAUAAUUCAUUAUCGUUGAAAAAUGAAGAAUUGACAAGCGAGACCCCAACACGCUCAAAAAUCGAUCUUAAAGACGACAGUGACCGGCAAUCCUAUAGUGCGGAAAAGAAAACAAGUGUACAAGGAAAAUGUUAUUGCAAAAUAUUCAAACAAGGAUAUGUAAACGAGGCUCGCGUAGAGAAAAACAGAAGAGAAGAAGCAGAAAACAGAGAAUCUGACUUAAGAGCUAAAUACAAUUCUCUUCUAAAAGAACACGCCACAUGUCCGAAAAAAACACCUCGAAUAAGCAAAUCGCCAAAUGCGAAAACGAAGGAGUUGUCCUGGGAAAAAGGGAACAGUCCAGAAUAUCAACUGAAAAUUAAUAAAGUUAAACAGGAGUUGGCCGGAGAAAGGGCGAAUAUUUCAAAAUAUCAAAUGGAAAUUAAAAAAGUUAAAGAUGAGUUGUCCAGAGAAAAGGCGAGCAGUAAAAAAUAUAAACUUGCAUAUGAGGAGCUUUUAGAGUGGAAACUAAAAUGCGAGGAACGCGAGACUCGACGUGCGAAGAAAUACAACGCUAUACUGGAAAAUGAAAUGCCAAAGGGUCGUACAUGCUCAAUGAUGGCUAAGGCAACCGAGAAAGGUAAAACCGCACAUUCCGGAAAAGAAAGUUAUAAGGAACUCAUUGGUCAUUUAGAAAUAUUAAACACAACUAAAACAGAGGAGCUGCAAAAAAUGUCUCAUAGACUUAAGAAUUCAAAAGCAAAUGCACGAAUAAUGCGUGAUAAACUUUUUGAUGCAGAAAACAAGAUACGUGAACUAAAUCAGAUCAACCAAACAUUAGAGCAUGAAAACUGUGAACUGCAGAAAUAUAGAGCAGAUAACGUAAAUAAACUAGAAGAUUUGAAAUUGAAUUUUAACAAUGCAAAAAUGAACCAAAAACUCGAGCAAAUGCCUGGACUACAGCUGCAACAUGAAAAAUCUUUGGAAUAUGAAAAUAAACGUAUGCGAGAUGCCAUCGUUGAAUCGGAAGAACGUGAACGUCAAUUAUUAGAAGAAAAUAAUAUAUUGCUUGACGAAAAACUAAGCGUGAUUACGCGAAAUGAACAUAUCGAAUCCCAAAGAAAACAAUGUCAUGUUGAGCUCAUCAAUACUAAACACGAAUUACAACGUGUGCAAGAAGAAGCGUGUACUCAAGUUGAACGUUUAACACGACAAAUAAGUAGACUUGAGGAAACCGUAGCGAAUUUACAAAGCGACAAGAAAUCUACCUUUAAAGGCCAUUUAAAUGUUUCACAAAAGUUACAAGAAGCCGAGGGACAUAUUAUUCAGCUUCAACAACGUUUAAUGAGCCUCCAGUCUAAGGACAAUGACAAAAAUGCGAAUUAUGACACUAAGUGUAAUGAACUUCAAAACCUGCUAGACAACAAAACUAGUGAAUUAAAAAUCACUACAGAAAAAUUGUCAAAUAUGACGUUGCACUCAAACACUCUUAACAAACAAGUUACGGAAUUAACAGAAUCGUUGAAACUUCAUCAAUUAAAUCAAACACAACUUCACAGAAAGUUUAAGGAAGAACUUGAACACGUGUAUACAAAUUUAAAACAAAACAUGGUCGAUGCUGAAGUUAGCAUAAAAGAAAAUCUAGCACAUGUGCAACACAGUAUGGAAAGUAAACAAAUGGAACUUUUAGAUAAACUUAAUCAAGCAGAAGCAAACGUUUAUAAAGUGAAAAAGAGGCAACUAUAUUUGGGAAAUGUUGAAAAAAGUUAUAGAAAAAUGCUUGAAGAGAAGGACAUCCAUCAACAGACGUAUGAUUCAAAUCUUGAAGAAAAGAUGCAACAAAACCAUUUGCUCGAAGCUCAGAAAAAAGAAUUUGAAAAUUCCCUGAAGGGUGCCCAACAGCAGGUUCUCCGUCUGCAAUAUGAAGCCACGGAGCGUGAAGAACUGCUCAACAGUUUACAGAAAAAUGUUUUACGCUUACAAGAGGCAAAAGAAUCAGCCGAUGAAGGAGAAGCGCAAUUACAAAGACAACUAAAGGAAACGAAUGCGCAGAUGCAAAAAUUGCAAGAACGUUUACUUAAGUGUCAGUCAAAAGACGCUGCGGAAACCGCAACAUUGCGAACGCAGGUGGAUGAUCUGAACAAGGAACUUAAAAUUAAAUUCGAUGAUUUAAAUAAUACUUUAAUAGAAUUGUCAAAGCAGAAAAAUGAAUCACAAAUGCUCAAAGAACAGCUCAACAAACAAAAGUUGAAAUUUGAAACAGAGGCUAGAAAAGAAGAAAUGAAACAUAAGAAGGAUCUUGAAUAUUUUCAAAACAAGUUCCAAGAGGACGUAGAUGCUGCUUUAAUGAGAGUAAGACAGAAUUGUAGUGAAUUACAAACCGAUUUUACCUUUAAAGAAAAUGAAUUAUUAGCUAAGAUUAGCAAUGCAGAAAGAAAAAUUCAACAAUUGGAAAAUAUAAGUAGUAAUUAUCAUGCAACACGACAAGAACUUGAAACAACAAAUCGAAAACACCAGGAACAUUUAAAAUCCUUAAGUGACAACGAGCGGUCAAUACAACAAUUACACGCAGAAAUAUUUAAGAUGACGAAAGACAACUCAAUAUUACAAGAACAUAUAAAAACAUUAACAGUCAGAGUAGACAUAACUUCUGAAGAAAAUAAAAACCUGCGACAACAACUAGAAACUGUUAUAAACCAAGCUAAAAUUAAUUUAGUCGCAAAAGAGAGGCAGCUAUCCGACGUGUUGAUUCGAAUUGAAGAACAGCAAAGCAAACACACAGAAGAAGUGAGGCAAAUUCAAAUCCAACACCAAAAUAGCAUUAAAAUAACAUCCGAUGCAAACUUACGCGAACAAAAGGCGCUUGAAAACAAAACAUUAUUAGAGGGGAAAAUUGAAAUGUUAGAAAAAACGAUUUUAGAGAUAAAUGAUGACCAUAAGCAUAAGCAACAAGAAUUGAACACUCAUCUAAAAAAUGCACAGGCUUAUGAGAUAAAUUUGAAAACACGUUUAAAAGAACAAAGUCGUGAAUUAGAACAGUUCAGCGUAUUGAGAACAAAUCAAGAUUCAGAACGUAGAGUUUUCGAAGAAACAAUAGCUGAAAAAGAGCAUCAACUGAAACAAGCCAAGGAGCAACUUCAAUAUUUGAUUAAAGAAACACAAAACCUGAAACAGGAGCUUCUUCAAACAAAAUCGAAAUUGUUGGAGUCAGUUAAAAACAACGAUGCUUCAGUCAAGACCCAAAUUAAAAACGCGGAAGAUGACACAUUGUUACGUCAAGUAAAUCAAUUCAGAUCAAAAGAAAAACAAUUUGCCGCUGAGAUAGACCAGUUACGUUUCAAAUUAAAGGAAAGUCACAACGAAUUGGAGGAAACUAAAACAAGACUGAGUAAACUGAUGGGACAAAGGCUUACUGACAACAAUCCAAACAUCACAGAUCUAAGUGAUAAGAAUCGUCCAACAAAACUAGCGGAACGAUACUCCGAGCUGUACGACAACGAAUGGACGGAUGCUUUUGAAGAUCUUAAUGCAAUAUACAAUGAUGAGCAGAAAACUAUUGCAAUGCUUACAGUCAUAUUGACGGAGGCAGCAUCCUACUGCAGGCAUGAAGCAGACGGACAAAUGAUCAAUCUACGGAAUGUUCUAACCCUUAAAACUAAUUCGUCAUCAUCGCGGGUACAAGACGUCCCAGAUGUCAUAAAUAAACAGCUAAAGGAUAGUCGAAAAACUAUGUCAGAACAAGCUGGAAAGCAUCUUGUAGAGACAUACAUGCAGCGUUUACGACAGCAAACGUCCGCCUCAGCACGCGACGCCCUGCGCGUGGAGACGUUCUUGAGAGAGGCAUUCACGUUGUGUUGGAUGAUGAGCAUACAGGAUCCACCUGUUAUAUUUGACCACCUUCUACAACAUGGUGAGAAAUUCAACACGGAAUUAUAUCGGUCUUACACCAAGGCAGGUCCGUUGGUUGAUUUUCCAGUGUGGCCAACAAUGUUCCUGCACGAGGGCGGACCCGUACUGUACAAAGGGGUGGCCCAGGGUUGUAACAAAUAAAUGAUCGCUGAAAUAAGCACGGAUAAUAACAAAUAUUUUGUGACCGUUUAUAAGUGCGUCUUGGUUCUUGAAUGAAUUUUAUUGCAUUAUUUUUGUAAUCAUGCGUAGGUUUACAGUGCGCAAUUGUAAAUGGUGUUUAAAAUAUAUGGUGUAUGCAUUUUGUAUCGCAAUUAACGUUUAAAUUGUAGUAACCAAAAUGAUAAAAUUCGUGAAAUAAUCUUUUUUAACUGUAAACAUAACUCAUGUUAAAUUUUUGUGUUGUUAACUAUGCAAUAAUGUUCAAUUAGAUAUUUAUUAGUUAAGAUCCAUUUCUUCGAUUGGUGUACUUUACUAAUUUAAAGUGUUAACUGUUGAACAAACUAUCCUGUACAAAAUUUAGUUUUAAAUUUGUUUAAAAUGUAAGCAUAUUUCAAUACUUAUUUUCAUUUUCGAUAAAAAAAGUAUUGUAAGUUUGUUAAGGAGAAUAGUUAUAUCUUUCUAUCUUUCCUACAAUCAAAAAUCUAUCAAUAGAUCUUUUCUAUACUGUCGACCUGUUUGAAGCAGAUUGUGUGUAGAUUUUUUAUGUUUUUAAUUUCGCGAAGUUUACAAUGGUCAGUGAUCUGUCGGACAUUAAAGGGUUUUAGUUUUUGUACAUUGGUGAGGCUGCUUGGACUUUUACCGUUUGUACACGUUAAACUGUCUAAUAGUAAUGAUUCAUUGUUUAUGUACAUUUUUCUCAUGUCAUUAAUUUAAAUCGUGCAUAUGUUAUCGUAAUUAUUCCCCAAACAUUGUACCAGGUAGAUUUGUACCUUAGCAAGUGGUGGAGGUUUGAUAUUCACGAAUGUAGACACGUUCUACAAGCUUUUGUCGGUAACAUUUCAUUAGAUAUUUGCCUAGUGUUUACAUGGUUACCAUAGAAACAUGUAUUUGAUAAUCUCAACAUUUAUUCUGUUAACACCUCAUAGUUAUACAUUAUAAUAUUAUUUUCGACAAUAUUACGUGUAUUUAAUCUUGAGUAAAACCAACUGAAUCUCAUUUUAUUGGAACCGAUAGGUUUAUGCAACCAGAUUGUAAAGGUUGCUUUAACCUUUUUAAAUAUCAAGUGAUUUUAAUUCUAGAGCAGGACACUCAAUCGCACUUAUAAUGCAAUACUUCAUAUGUUUGAUUAUUUUUUCUUUAAAAAAUCUACAUAAUUCCUUGAUAUUUCAUUCGCAUCAAUGGUCAUUACGGUAAUUUCAAUUUGAAGUUACACAAUUAAACCAUUCAAAAAAUGUUAUUCGUGGAAUUCUAUACAUGUUUAUAAAAAUCGCUGUAAUCUGAGGUUACAAACCAAGCUGAACCAUUAAAAUCAUUUUAAAAUCAAAUCUAUAUCAACUAUGAUUCUCUAAGGGAAACAAACAUUGGUCCAUAAAAGAGGUCACCGUUGUUACUACGUAGAUCAAAGUGUCCCAAGAAAAAAAAAUCGAUACAAUAAUGAGACUUCCAUUUACACUGCAACCACACCUAUCUCAGACCAUAAUGGAUGAAUGUUUAAAAAAAAAUAUAAGUAGGAAAUACUGUCAAAAAGAGUGUGAACAUUUAGGUUUUGGAGCUAAGAAAAUUUGGCAAAUUGUACAUAAGUUUGAUCGAUGGUAGUUUUUACUAUAUAAAUAUGCAUCUUUGGCUAAGGAAAAUCAAGUUACAUAUGUUUUUAUAUUAAACUUUAGCUUGAUAACACAUGUUUCUGAUAUUGUUUCAUCAUACACAUAUAUUAUUUGCCUCGAGGUUAACCUUAAUGAAUUAGUAAUUUUGUGAACCAUUUUUGUUUUUAGAUUUUUAAUUUAGUUUAAGCUCGUUAAAUAUGCUAGUCGACAGAUACUACAUGAAAACGGUUGAGCGUAUGAUUCUUUUUUUAUCAAAAUCAUAAAAUGUUUAAUCAACAGAUUAUUCCAUUCAGAAGACAAAUUAUAUGCCAUCUUAUAGAUCAAUUGAUAAUUGUGCACGUAAUUAUAUACUAUAGUUUUACAGGUUUAACCCAUUUCCGACUUGAAUUAAAGAUGUGUGGUAUACUGUUAUGCAGUUGUUAUGUUCAUCUUUUCAUGGGAGUGACAUCGUGUAAACAGUUGACCUAGCUUAACACAUUUAUGAUUAGCGUCUAGAAAAAAGGCCUUGGCAAACACCAUAAUGCGGUGUCUCAUCAGGGUCUGUGCUGUUCGCUUAAAGGAAUUUCUGUAAGAAAUAUUCUAAAUAUAGAAGUAAAUAUGCUAGACAUCCCUAAUUUUGGAAAUAAAUAAAUCCAAUUUAGAAGGAUGGGAGAAUCCAAUAGGCAUAAAUGGGUAAAUUUCCACAUCUAAAAUAGAACAACCCGAUUGCCUGAUAACUGGAGUGAAUAUAGAUUACAUAUUAAUAAAGAUAUUGAGAGAAUUAAACAAACUUUCUGUAUGUUUUAACAACUUUGUGUAUGUAUACAAAGAGUUAAUGUAUACAUUUCUUGUAUUAUGACAAACAAAGACCUAUAAAAUGCACAGGUCUUUAUGACAAAUAAAUAAAGAAAAUAAU
Messenger RNA from Dreissena polymorpha, 6985 nucleotides. RefSeq names its product paramyosin-like. NCBI's taxonomy places the organism in Eukaryota, Metazoa, Mollusca, Bivalvia, Myida, Dreissenidae. Bases 209 to 4468 code for a protein of 1419 amino acids. Gene Ontology annotation, biological process: mitochondrial protein catabolic process; mitophagy by internal vacuole formation. The transcript has 14 exons. The record is from RefSeq and is a predicted model, not a curated record. Gene Ontology annotation, cellular component: mitochondrial outer membrane.